UCACAACCCCCUGCCCCUCAUCAAGUACGCAGUGCGCAACACUGCGUUCGCACGGGCCCGUCUGGAUUGCCGUGUGUCACGAUGGGAAGUGUGAGGUGCAAAACGCGUACGAAUGUGCGAGUGAUGGGGUGGGUGGAGUGCAGUGUGUAG
Bipolaris victoriae FI3 is the source of this 150-nucleotide messenger RNA. RefSeq lists its product as hypothetical. The annotation marks the transcript as partial. NCBI's taxonomy places the organism in Eukaryota, Fungi, Ascomycota, Dothideomycetes, Pleosporales, Pleosporaceae. The record is from RefSeq and is a predicted model, not a curated record. The transcript has a single exon.